Fusarium tjaetaba is the source of this 1470-nucleotide messenger RNA. Its product is annotated as d-lactate dehydrogenase (cytochrome). The transcript is spliced from 5 exons. Gene Ontology annotation, molecular function: FAD binding; D-lactate dehydrogenase (cytochrome) activity; D-lactate dehydrogenase (NAD+) activity. Gene Ontology annotation, biological process: lactate catabolic process. Gene Ontology annotation, cellular component: mitochondrion. The record is from RefSeq and is a predicted model, not a curated record. Bases 1 to 1470 code for a protein of 489 amino acids. NCBI's taxonomy places the organism in Eukaryota, Fungi, Ascomycota, Sordariomycetes, Hypocreales, Nectriaceae.
AUGGCUCUCGCACCGUCUAUAGGCAUUGAUCUACUGCGAGUGUCAACAGAGGGCACCACUCCUAGGUGGAGAGAAAGCAGCAGUUCACUCAUUCCGGCGAAACCGGCAUAUGCGGAUAGAGCAACUAUGUUAAAGGCUGUUGACGAGAUACGCCAAUUACUCGGUCAAGAUAUCGUGAGCGUAGACUCGGAUGAUCUCGAUGAGCAUGGCUAUUCAGAGUGGUCUACGUCAAAUACUGACGUACGACCAGUGGCAGUUGUUCGGCCGCAGAAGACAGAAGAAGUCUCGAGCAUUGCACGUAUCUGCACCAAGUAUAAAGUUCCCAUGAUUCCAUACGGAGCUGGAUCCAGCGUCGAAGGCAAUUUCAGUUCACCGUAUUCUGGAGUAUGUCUUGACCUAUCUGGCAUGGAUAAAAUCGUGGCAUUUCACCCUGAAGACAUGGAUAUCGUGGUCCAGGCCGGUGUCAAUUGGACUAAUAUGAACGAAGAGAUCAAGGAGACCGGUCUCUUCUUGCCGCUUGAUCCCAGCCCUACUGCAUUGAUCGGUGGCAUGAUAGCCACGAACUGCAGUGGUACAAACGCCAUGAGAUAUGGGACUAUGAAAGAUUAUGUUAUUAACCUUACAGUAGUGCUCUCCGAUGGAUCUGUUAUCAAAACCCGUCAUCGACCUCGGAAAACAUCAGCCGGAUAUAACCUCACAGGUCUUUUCACUGGAUCUGAGGGGACAUUGGGUAUAAUCACUGAAGCGACGUUGAAGCUGGCCAUAAUUCCGGAGAACUUCUCUGUUGCAACAGCCACCUUCUCAACCGUUAAGGAGGCGGCAGAUGCGGCCUUCAAAAUGAUGCGCCGGGGAAUACCUCUCGCUGCCCUGGAAAUGAUGGACGAUGUUCAGAUGAAGGUCAUCAACCAGAGCGGCGGGGCAGGUGGAAGAGUAUGGGAUGAACAUCCGACACUUUUCCUCAAGUUUUCAGGCUCCCAGAAUGCGGUUCAAGACAGCAUCACACUGGCCAAAGAGAUCGCAAAGUCCAACAGUUGUCGUUCCUUCGAGUUUGCCAAAACUGAGGAUGAGAUGCAAUCUCUUUGGUCUGCCAGAAAACAAGCUUUGUGGGCAAACCUCGCCGUCCGACCAGAGGGCACCCAGAUUUGGUCUACAGAUGUUGCUGUACCUCUGUCUCGAAUGGCCGAACUAAUCGAAAUAUCGAAGCAAAAGGCCAGUCAACUAGGGCUUUUCAACAGUGUUCUGGGGCAUGUUGGCGAUGGUAACUUUCAUCAGGUUGUCAUGUACAACCCAAAUGAUAAGACGGAACGCCAAGCUGUGUCGGAUUGCGUGGAUGGAAUGAUGGUGAGGGCACUAGAAAUGGAGGGUACAGUAUCAGGCGAGCACGGCAUCGGAUUGGGAAAGAAGAAAGAGCUCGGUCCAGCCACGAUAGGUAUCAUGAAAGCUAUCAAAGACACCUUGGAUCCCCAGUAA